Messenger RNA from Aegilops tauschii subsp. strangulata, 1106 nucleotides. Lineage: Eukaryota; Viridiplantae; Streptophyta; Magnoliopsida; Poales; Poaceae. The record is from RefSeq and is a predicted model, not a curated record.
UCUGGCUGGCAAGGAGACUAUGAUCAAGGCAGUAGCUCAGGCCAUCCCUACGUAUAUUAUGAGCGUUUUCAAGUUACCUAUGUCUGUCUGCGAUGAUCUGAACAGAAUGGUCCGGAAUUUUUGGUGGGGGGCAUCGGAAGGCAAGCGGAAAACACAUUGGAUAGCAUGGCCAAGGAUACAAGCUCAGAAAAGCAAGGGUGGUUUGGGAUUCAGAGAUUUCCGCCUCUUCAACCAGGCGCUCCUAGCGAGACAGGCUUGGCGUUUGCUAACUAAUCCCACCAGCUUGUGUGCGCAGGUUCUCAAGGCAAGGUACUAUCACGACGGGCGCCUCGAAGAUACAGUAUUCUCGGGGAAUGCAUCUCCGACUUGGCAGGCGAUUCAGCACGGCCUUGAGCUCUUGAAAAAGGGCAUCAUAUGGCGCGUCGGGGGCGGGCAGGACAUCCGCAUUUGGCGAGACCGGUGGCUGCCUAGGGAGCCAUCACGCCAACCCAUAUCCCUGCAGGGUACGUGCCGCCUAAGGAGGGUGGCGGAGCUCCUGGAUGGCGAGGGGUCCUGGCGCAUGGACCUGCUCCGCCGCUACUUCCUCCCUGCGGAUGUCGACGUCAUCACCAGUAUCCGUACGUCGACCCGCGUCACCGAGGAUAUUAUUGCAUGGGCACCGGAGAGGAACGGUAUCUUCACCGUUCGGUCCGCCUACCGCCUGGCCAUGGACGAGCGCGAGCGUCCUUCGGCUUCCGCCAUGAGCAGGGCACCGGAUGGUCGUCGCGCCAUCUGGAAGAUCAUAUGGGGGUGCCCUGCUCCCCCUAAGGUGUCCCCUGGCAAGAGAGCUCUGGCGAGUUAUGGCCUUGGACUGGAACAUCCCCAAGGUGGAGGCCAUCGUCAACACUGGCCCAGAGUGGAUCUUUUCACUGCUGGACCCCUUGAAUGAGACGGCGAGACUGGUGGUGCUCAUGACCAUGUGGAGAGUAUGGCAUGUCCGGAAUGAGAUCACACACGACAAGGCGCCGCCCACUGCCGAAGCCUCUCGACGCUUUUUGCACGGAUACAUCAACUCACUCAUGUGCAUACAGCAACAUCCUGAUGGUAACCUAGAGAAAGGGAAGAUG